AAGCAAAUUGUUAAACGAUAUAACCAUUUGAACGUCAGUUAGUUAUACUUUUCAUUUCAUAGAAUGGGUCCAGCUGUUGUGAAUACUGAAGGAGGAUUUGUACGCGGAAGUUACAGAACGAAUCUAAAUGGGGGUGAUUUCUUAUGUUUCCUAGGCAUACCAUACGGUAGACCGCCAGUUGGAGAUCUACGAUUUAUGGCUCCACUUCCUGCGGAACCUUGGACAUAUAUUAGAGAUGGCACAAAAGAAGGGGAUAUCUGUUUUCAAAAAAACUCAUCGACUGGAAAAUUUGAAGGAUCAGAGGACUGCUUGAAUCUAAAUGUAUUUACAAAAGAGCUCCCUGAGCCAAGUUCCAGUUUGAAACCUGUAAUGGUAUGGAUCCACGGAGGUGCAUACCGAUUUGGAUCCAAUAAAACCGAUUCAACAGGACCAGAGUUUUUGAUGAUUGAAGAUAUAGUUCUGGUGACAAUCAAUUAUAGAUUAGGAUUACUUGGAUUUUUGAGUUUGAGAGAUACAUCGCUGGAAGUUCCCGGUAAUGCGGGACUGAAGGAUCAGGCCAUGGCUCUGAAAUGGGUAAAGAGAAAUAUACAGAAUUUUGGUGGUGAUCCAAAUAACAUAACGAUUUUCGGAGAGAGUGCUGGAUCAGUUUCGAUUCAUUUUCAUUUGCUGUCACAGCACUCCGCAGGGCUCUUUCACAAAGUAAUAAUGCAAAGUGGAGUCGUUCUCAAUCCAGCCGCUCACGCAGAAUACCAUCAUAUAUUUGAGUUUAUAAAAUUCGUCACAGGAAUUGAAGUUGAAAAAGAGAAGGAAAUUCUGGAAAUUAUGCAAGCUAUGCAUGUUGAAGAACGGCAUGUAAAUCAAGAAAGAUUUUGCGAAUGGAAGCAGUAUGCAGAUGGAUUGAUCGGCCCAGUUAUAGAGAAUCCAAAUGAAACGGAAUUUAUUUCGGAACCUACUAUUGAUUUGUUGACUUCUGGAAAAUAUAACAAGGUACCGAUAAUGAUGGGAUAUUGCUCAAAUGAGGGGCUACUGGUGGAAAUCGGACGACAGCAUCAUAGAAGAGAUGGAACUUCGAUACCAAAGAUUCAGGACAAUCUGGAGUCUUUCAUUCCUCGUGAAAUAAACAUGGAAAAUAAUAGUACAAUCAAAGAAUAUAUCUGUGGGAAAUUAGAGAACUUUUAUUUCAGAGGAGAGAAUGCAAAAAAUGAGUUCCAGUUACCAUCCGAUUACUCUUUCAUUGCUGGAAUCAUAGGAUGUGCAAAAAUCCACGCAAAAACUUCGCACUAUCCUGUUUACUUAUAUAGGAUGUCGUUAGAUGCUGGGAUGAAUUUCCUCAAAAGAAAAGCCAAACUCACUCAUCUACCAGGUGCCUGUCAUGCAGAUGACCUGGGUUAUUUAUUCAAAAAUACAAUUGAUGUGGAUUUACAUAUGGGGGAACUGGAAGAAAUUUAUGUGAGAAGAUUCGUGACACUGUGGACAAAUUUUGCAAAAUUUGGAAAUCCCACUCCAGUGGAUAACAAUCUAAAUAUCAUAUGGAAUCCAGUAGAAAAUCAUACCCUUCAUAUUUUAGAUAUUGAUAAAGACUUAACCAUGCUAAUUGAUCCAGAAGCUGAGAGAAUGAAAAUUUGGAAAGAUAUAUAUCAGCUCAGUUCGAAAACAAGUGAAUAUUUAUAAACUAUUAUGAUCGAAAUUAUGAAAAUUGUAAUGAUAAAAAUUAAAGAGGAUAUUUCAAUGUCA
Leptinotarsa decemlineata (Colorado potato beetle) is the source of this 1734-nucleotide messenger RNA. RefSeq names its product juvenile hormone esterase. The record is from RefSeq and is a predicted model, not a curated record. NCBI's taxonomy places the organism in Eukaryota, Metazoa, Arthropoda, Insecta, Coleoptera, Chrysomelidae.